CAUUAAAACUUUAAAAACGUUUUUUAAAGUUAAUCAUCUAUAUAAAUGAAAAUGAUUUCAUUACACGAUUUAUUUAAUGCAGAAAUCGGCAAUGAUUUCAUAUUUACUGACCAAUCACUGUCUGCAAUACCGAUGACUGGCCAGUCGUGUUAUAUACCGAGCACCGAUUUAGUGACCAUGAAGCCCCCACACAAUGAACAUGUUUAUAAUAUAUGCCAUAAUGCUAUAACAUCGGGACGUGAGUCACAACAACUGUCAUCACUGGAUGAAGAGGAUAGGGAUGCGGAC
Messenger RNA from Medioppia subpectinata, 288 nucleotides. The record is from the annotation of a GenBank genome assembly. Lineage: Eukaryota; Metazoa; Arthropoda; Arachnida; Sarcoptiformes; Oppiidae.